GAUAUAUCGACGGCCAGAACCUUGCGCUAGUAGGGAUCGUGACGUUUAUCGAAUCCAUGUCGGCUCUCUGCGUCCGAGGCACGUGUCACGCCAUCGUAUCUUAAUCGUAAAGCCUUUAAGCCACGUAAUCUCCUCGAUUAACCAUCGUCCAUUAUCCACCGCGGUUACGGUCUCAUUGAUCUGUGCGUGUUCUAUGGCAUCAACUAUCUGCAACGACUUAGCCGAGCGGAUAUAUCUAUCAAGCAUGACGCUGAAAUGGGGAUUGAAACUGAACUGAAGAGAAAACACGGAACGGUCUAAUCAAACACUAUAAAUUGUACGAAAUUUUGUCAAGUUAAAAAGUAAAGCGUAUUCGAGCUGAAGAUGUGCAGAAUUCGGAUUCUGCCAUUGACAUCGGGAGCAUCAAUCUGACCCAAAUUAGAUUUAAUCGAUGGAACAUAAUCCACUGCAACUGAUUUGAUGAAGUUGAUUUCGGUGAUGCGCAAUAGGUGACAUUCUGAUGGUAGCUUUGACCAGGAACGGAUACACCGACUGCCCAAAUGGCAAUCAUCAUAUGAGCUGGAAAUCAUGCACGAGGGACACAGGAAUUAUAGUAAUUAAUUACGACAGAGCCGCUGCAACGGACGCGAACAGAAUAUCAAUGGACACCAACUUCACCGUCUGGUCUAGUUUCCUAUCGAUUUUCAUAACGUUAAUAGAACGAUCAAACUUCUUAACACAAACUCUGAGUUGAGUUUUUAUAUUAAAAAAAAUCUUUUUAAAUCGAGGUAAGACGUUUUACUUAAUCAAUAAAAUUUUUUCACUUAAGAAUGAAAUUUGCGAGAAAGACUAACAAAUAUCGCUCAGUUAUGUUCACCAAUCGUUAGGCUUAAUCGUGACUCGUUCUAUUAAACUUGAAGAAAGAAUCUGCAUUUAUGAUUCCGUCUAUCAUUUAUCAUCGUUUUUAUUAUAACACUAAAAAUUCUUUUACUAACGCAGUUAGAUUUCUAGCAAUUACGACAAAAAUUUAUCGCUAUUUUUUGUAUCUGUUAGAAAAUUGUUUGUAGCCUGCAGAAAUUAUAGCAGCAACAUUCUAGUAAUAUCUUCUCAAGAGUUUAGGUUCCACGAUGAAAUAUUAAUCAUUCACUUUGGAUAAAAAUGAAUUUCGGUACCACAGCUAGAACAAUCUGUAAUAUUCGGCAGAAAUGUUUGACACGCUGGACAUCGAAAAUAGAAGUAACAGACAAACCUCGCGCAGUCAAAGUACGGAAAGCUUCACAAGCUUUACAAAGAGCGGAUGCAGCUAGCAUGUCAGCGCUAAGACACUUCAAUUACAAGGGUAAGAGAGCACAUGGACGGAUAUGUGCUGCGGCGUAUUUCGUGGCAUGCAUAUGUUGCAUAUCAACCGGAAUUGCGCGUCCGAGGGCGAGUCUCGCUCCACUGAGGCCCGUAACAUUCGUUAACAGCGAACGGGAGGAUAGAGACCACGGCUGCGUUGUAUAUCUUGGAGACGUAUAGAAGCAAUUACAAAAGCAGUGCGAGAAUAAUUACAUUGCGUGCAAUAAUUUCUAGUUUCGACGUUUUGCUUGGUCUAAUAUAAAAAAUGUACACGCUCUGUUUUUUGUCUCUUAUCUUCCGUUAUAUGACAAAGAGGCAAACCCCAUUUUAAUCAAACGCAAGUAUUUUUUCUUCAAAACAUGAUUAACAAAAAGAGAAAAUUCGAAGCAUUGUUGGAGUUAAAAUUUUGAAAUACCGCUUGUAAAAUUCGACGUUUUAUGACACAAAAGAGUUUAGAUUUGCUUUGCCUCAUCCUACUCGACGUUGUUGAAUAAUAUUGUAAUUUAUAGAUUGAGUAUAGACUUAACGAUGUGCAAAGGUGAAAUUAUUAAUAGCAGAAUAAUAAUGAUUUAGUAAUUAA
This is a messenger RNA of Vollenhovia emeryi, 1897 nucleotides long. RefSeq lists its product as uncharacterized. NCBI's taxonomy places the organism in Eukaryota, Metazoa, Arthropoda, Insecta, Hymenoptera, Formicidae. The coding region runs from base 1138 to 1497 and encodes 119 amino acids. The transcript has 4 exons. The record is from RefSeq and is a predicted model, not a curated record.